CGUGGGGGAGAGAGAGAGAGAGAGAGAGAGAGAGAGAAGGAGGGGGAAAAGUGAUCGGUUGCGUUAUUUAUCAGAAACUCGGGAGGGGAGCGACAGAGGAGCCUUUUGCAAGGUGGCGCCUUCAAGUUCUGGCUGCAGAGUCAGACCGCCCCAUCUUCAGCCAGUCUGAGUCGGCCUAUGGGUGACUGGGAGCCAAAAGGUUAAAGGAAAGAGCGGGCAGUCCGAAAGGCCCAAUUGACUCUCCGUGUCCCGUGCAAACCCUCGCUUCCAGGCGUCAUUUCCGUGCUCAGCCUGUACAUCUGAUACGACUGACGGAGGGAUUCCUAAAUUGCAUCACUGUAUUCAUUUCGUGAAAUUGUAACGGUUUGGGGGGGGAAGGUACAGCAAGCUGGUUUGCAAAAAAGAAAAGGGAGCAUAAUACUUUAAACAUUUUCUAGAGCAAAAGUUAUCAUACAGAAGUAAACAUGCCUUCUGAAAUGGGAAAAACAGACAUGGAGAGGAUUGGCCUCUUUAGCGAAAUGGAAUAUAUUACUAUUGGAGAUAAAUAUGUCUCGCCAUUUAACCGCCCUUUUAAUGAAGCUGCAAGCAAGAAUAAACAAAUGCUACCAGGAGGUAUUAAAGAGAAAGGAGCCACCCAAGCAGGAUAUUUUGAUCCUCAGUUUUCAAGAAUUUUUGAAGGUGAAAGUUAUUCAAAUCCCGUUCAGUUAAGGAGAAGAUACCGAUUGGCUGAGGCAAAAAAAAACCUGGGAUCCAGACCCUUUCUUCCCAGUAAUGGAGAUAAAUUUCCGUGUGGCAUAGGAACCUACUACGGAACAAUUAGUGGCCCAUGUCCCUUCUUCAGUGCUCAGUUGAAAGAUAAGAUUGCAUAUAUACAACCAGGGAAAAAUCUCUAUACCAGUCCAGGGAAGAAAGGAACUGGCUAUGGGUAUCCAAAUCUCACCAUAGGUAAACCAUAUACACAUUCAGUUGAAUUGUUUGACAUAGGAAGAAUAAAUUUUAAGAAAAUAUCUGAAGAACAUCGCAAUCUGAUGAAAGGUGGACCAUUCAAGCUAAAUCUUUAUCCCCGAGAAUAUUUCGAUACAAAUCCUUACCAUGAUGAAGGGCCGCUUCCUCCACCAAAAAGGCCACCUGAAAAAGUACCCAUUCCACAUCCUUUUAAGCCAAGUUCUCCAGCUAAAAAGCCAGGAGGCAUGAAAGCAGGCACAUUUGAUCCAUUUCCAACUCAUUCUACAGACCCAUAUGGCGUUAGAGUGCCUAGGGCUUCCACAACUAAUAAACAAGGAAAAGUAUUUCACCCUAAUGCUGGAACUAAGAGCAGACCAGUAAGAAGUAUUAUGGCCUUAAACAUUGAAAAGUCAUUAAAUGUAACUAAUUACAUGAAUCCCCGUGUGAUGUCAUAUUAACUGCAUAAAAGCAAAGUGAACGAAUGAACUUUCUGGACUGCAAACAGUAACAGCUCAAGUAAAUAAAAGUUUUGUGGCUGAGGGA
Molecule: messenger RNA, 1488 nt
Organism: Pantherophis guttatus
Lineage: Eukaryota; Metazoa; Chordata; Lepidosauria; Squamata; Colubridae
Gene: CFAP96
Product: cilia and flagella associated protein 96
Cellular component (GO): cytoplasmic microtubule; centrosome
Source: RefSeq, a predicted model, not a curated record